This is a messenger RNA of Salvia miltiorrhiza (redroot sage), 3057 nucleotides long. Its product is annotated as protein DETOXIFICATION 21-like. Gene Ontology annotation, cellular component: membrane. The transcript has 8 exons. Gene Ontology annotation, molecular function: antiporter activity; xenobiotic transmembrane transporter activity. Lineage: Eukaryota; Viridiplantae; Streptophyta; Magnoliopsida; Lamiales; Lamiaceae. The record is from RefSeq and is a predicted model, not a curated record. Gene Ontology annotation, biological process: xenobiotic detoxification by transmembrane export across the plasma membrane. The coding region runs from base 1434 to 2882 and encodes 482 amino acids.
GGGAGGAGCAGGAGGUAAGAACCCUUUGAAACCAUUUCAAUUUUACAAGUUUCUUGAAUUUCAGUAACAUUAAUUGUGCUCUCUCAAAGCUUCAGCCUUUAUGCUAAUUGUGUGUAUGAUAUUGUUACAACACUCAAAAUUUGUUAUUAGUUAGUCUUUGAGCAAUGAAAAUUUUGGGGAAGUUAUUGGAAUUUGUUGAAUAGUUUGUAUAAUUACACAUUGAUUUGAAGCAGAGAGAAUCCAUUAUGUAAAAAAACUUAGUAGUUUAGCAGAAGCAUCAUCUUGUUUGUUGUGUUUCUCCAACAUUGGAAGCUUAAUUUUGGGGUUAAAGCUAUGAAAGAUUUAGUCUUUGGUACUAGACUUGUAUUCCACUGUGUAAAAGUGAAGCAGAAAGCAGAAAGUUUGUGAUGCAAAGUUUUUUAACUUGAAAAUUGAGUGAAGAUUCAAAUAUUUUCUUUGGCAUUGCAUACAUAUAGUAGAUCCUAAUAGUGUUUGUAGUUCCAAAUUAGACUAUGCCUGUGUAGUUUGUUUGCAUUUCGUAUGAACUCAACAUCAGUUAAGUCGUUUCGUUUAUCUGAUAAAAGGCGAGUGCAGUGAUGAUGGCUUGAUGAAUUCUGCCUCCUCAGUCCAUUUUGCAUCAUAUUUGGUUGAGCUUCAUUUCAUUAUUGAAACAUCAUCAAUUUUUCUUUGUUUUGUGGCACGAGAUCUCGUAUGAAGUCAACAUCACUUAAGUCGUUUCGUUUAUCUUAUAAAUGGCGAGUGCAGGGGUCAUGGUUCGAUGAAUUCUGCCCCCUCAGUCCAUUUUGCACUAUAUUUGGUUGAGCUUCAUUUCAUUAGUAUUGAAACAUCAUCAAAUUUUUCUUUGUUUUGUGGCACGAGAUUUCGUAUGAACUCAACAUCAGUUAAUUCAUUUCAUUUAUCUGAUAAAAGGCGAGUGCAGUGAUCAUGGUUUGGUAAUUCUGCCCCCUCACUCCAUUUUGCAUCAUAUUUGGUUGAGCUUCAUUUCAUUAGUAUUGAAACAUCAUCAAUUUUUCUUUUUGUGGCAUGAGAUUUUGUAUGAACUCAACAUCAGUUAAGUCGUUUCAUUUAUCUGAUAAAAGGGUGAGUGCAGUGAUCAUGGUUUGAUGAAUUCUGCCUCCUCAGUCCAUUUUGCAUCAUAUUUUGUUUAGGUUCAUUUCAUUAGUAUUGAAAAAUCAUCAAUUUUUCUUCGUUUUGUGACAUGAGGUCUCGUAUGAACUCAACAUCAGUUAAGUCGUUUCGUUUAUCUGAUAAAGGCGAGUGCAGGGGUCAUGGCUUGAAGAAUUCUGUCCCCUCACUCCAUUUUGCAUCAUAUUUUGUUGAGCUUCAUUUCAUUAGUAUUGAAACCUGAUCAACUUUUCUUCGUUUUGUGGCACGAGAUAGAUAAAAUUAGGGAAGGGCUCAAUCUCAAUCCAAUGGAAGGCGAGAUCCACGAGAAGCUGCUUUUAGAAGCUAAAAACAAGGAGACUCUGAUGAAGAAGAUAUGGGAAGAGAACAAGCAAAUGUGGAUUGUUUCUGGCCCGGCCAUCUUGAUCCGAUGCUCGACAUUUGGUGUUCAUGUCGUCAGCCAAGCGUUUAUAGGCCAGUUCAGCUCCUCAGUGCUCGCUGCCUAUGCCCUCGUCUUCACUGUCCUCUUCAGAUUCUACCUUGGCAUAUUGAUGGGCAUAAAUGGCGGGCUGGGAACGCUCUGUGGCCAAGCAUACGGUGCCAAGCAGUAUCACAAACUAGGCAUAUAUCUUCAGCAGCAGUGGCUUAUUCUGUUCGUGAUCACAGCUCUCUUAUCGCCUCUGUUUGUUUUCGCUGCUCCUAUUUUAAAAGCUUUAGGCCAGGAUGAACAUAUUGCCGAAGGGGCCGGGAGUCUCGCCCUCUGGUUCAUUCCCAUGAUUUUUCUCUAUGCCGUUUGCUUUAGCUGCAACACGUAUCUGCAGGCACAGAGCAAGAACUUCAUUCUUUCGUGCUUUGCAGUUCUUUCCUUCUUGCAGCAUAUCUUCGUCUCGUGGCUUCUAGCUAUUAGGUUCGAGUUUGGUGUUGGUGGCGUCAUGGUGUCUACUGUGCUGGCCUAUUUGGUCCCGAAUGUGGGCCAGCUCGCGUACAUCAUGUGUGGAGGGUGCCGGGAGACGUGGAGAGGCUUCACAACCGCGUGUUUUAAGGAUCUCGGGCUCACCGUCAAGCUCUCCAUUUCCUCUGGAGUGAUGAUCUGCCUUGAAUUCUGUUACACUACUGUGCUAAUUCUCUUAACUGGCAACAUGGGAAAUGCUGAAGUCACAGUUGAUGCUCUUUCUAUCUGCCUAAACAUCAGUGGUUGGGCUCUUAUGAUCUCCUUCGGUUUCUUGGCUUCAGCAAGCGUUCGCGUCUCUAACGAGCUUGGCCGGAGGGACGCGAAAGCUGCAAAGCUCGCGAUUGUGGUGUCCGUGCUGACAUCUUUCGUCAUUGGAUUGGUGUUGUUUACGUUCUUUCUCGUGUUUAAGGAGAGCUCGGCUUACAUGUUCACGCAGAGCCCGGAUGUGGCCAAGGCCGUUGCUCGUCUCUCGCCUCUCCUCGCCUUCACCAUUCUCCUCAAUGGACUCCAACCAGCACUUUCCGGCGUUGCGAGCGGGGCCGGACGACAGGGCUUUGUGGCGUAUGUGAACCUUGGCUCGUAUUACUUGAUUGGAGUUCCUUUAGGAGUUGUUCUUGGUUAUGUCUUCGAUUUUCAAGUUGAGGGUGUUUGGAUUGGGAUGAUAAUAGGAAUUGUGUUCCAAACUUGUGUGUUGAUUAUCAUGACUUGCACGACUAAUUGGGAUGAACAGGUAGCUCUUGCUCAGAUACGAAUCAACAAGCGGAGCUCUACGACAGACCAAACAAAUGAUGACAUUGCAACUUAAUCUUCGUAUUAUACAACCAAACCCUCCAAUUUCACACAUGUAUUUUCAUUAAGGGUGCAUUUAAUUUGAUGGGGAAAAAAAAGUAUAUUUUUCAUAAUUUUUCAUCAUUUUCACAUAGUAUUUUAUUAUGAUUGAAAAUUUUCUUUGGUCAAAAUAAAAUAUUUUUAUCAAGGCA